ACAGCAACCGCCAACAGUCUCCAUUUCUGGACAACGUGAACGCGUAAGCUGCUGCCGCGUAGAAGGCAAUUACGAGCACUGCCCGCUUGUUCUUCUUCCACUUUCUCGUUGCACACGCCAAAACCCACCUCAGCAAGUAGAGUACAGGAGUAGAGAGAGGAGGCCAAGCAAGUACAUUUCACCCCACAUUCUCGUUUCACACGCCAAAACCCACCUCAGCAAAGAAAACCCUUUUGCGUUCGUCGGCAUAAGGAGUCAAAUUUGACAGCUUUUUUGGGUACACGUUUGGAUUUGGAGAGUGCCAAUUAGAAGGAGCCAAAGCCAAGUCAGUCCACCUAACCGCGUCGGCAAACACAAAGCAGAGUUUGUUUCUUCUUCUUCUUUCCUUUCGCUUUGUUUGCGUUGAUUGGUUUUGGUGGGCCUUGGAUAGCUGCUGAACCUGCUGGCUGAGAGUUUGAAAUGUUUUUGCUUUUCGUGUUGGAAUACAAAUCUUGUGUGGGGGUGAUCUAAAACCCAAUGAUUUAAAACCCUUUUCGUUAUUUGUUGAAAUUUUGUAGAAUCUGAUUUGUCUUUAGGGGAAAAGGUAGGUGGAAAUUUGACAAAGGGGAUGUUUAGAUUUUGGCAGAAAACUUACCAAGUAUAUCUCAUUUUUAUUGCUAAUUGAGGUGAUUUGAUGGUCUGAGCUGUGCAGUUGAGGGUGUUGUGAAUCUAAAUCCAAAAUCAGAAGUGGGUUGUUUCAAACUUUGUGUGUUUAUUUGAAUUUAGGGAGUUCGGUUUUGCAGCUUCGAAGAGCGAAGAGAUCUUCUUGAGAUUGGUUAUUGACAGUUUGAUUGUGGUUUCGCUUGUCGGAGAAUAUUAAUAUUGGAAGCAUUUCUAGUGUCUUGUGAGCAUUUGUUCGUGUAAUUGACAGUGCUAGUCUUAAGUUUCUUGGAGUGGAGUUUAGAAGAAAAUGGCUGGGAGUACUGAUGGAGUGACCGAUAAGGUCUACUCAAAUGGGUUGAUUCACCACUCAAGUGACUCUGUUGAGGAGAAGCUUGAUGAGCUUCGGCAUCUAAUGGGGAAAGCAGAAGGUGAUCCACUUCGGAUAGUUGGUGUCGGUGCAGGUGCUUGGGGAAGUGUAUUUGUUGCUAUGUUGCAAGACAGUUAUGGUCAUUUGAGAGAUAAGGUCCUAAUAAGAAUAUGGAGAAGGCCAGGAAGAUCUGUGGAUAGAGCCACGGCAGAACAUUUAUUUGAAGUGAUCAAUUCAAGGGAAGAUGUACUGAGGAGACUGAUUAGGCGGUGUGCGUACUUAAAGUAUGUUGAGGCAAGAUUAGGUGAUCGGACACUUUUUGCAGAUGAGUUACUGAAAGAUGGGUUUUGUGUGAAUAUGAUUGACACCCCUCUUUGCCCUAUGAAGGUUGUCACAAAUUUGCAGGAGGCUGUGUGGGAUGCUGAUAUUGUGGUGAAUGGGCUGCCAUCAACAGAGACUCAUGUUGUCUUUGAAGAAAUUAGUAGGUAUUGGAAAGAGAGAGUAACAAUGCCAGUCAUCAUAUCACUUUCUAAAGGUGUUGAAGCUGAAUUGGAGCCUGAACCGCGCAUAAUUACUCCUACUCAAAUUAUCAAUCGAGCAACUGGUGUUCCCAAUGAGAACAUUCUCUACCUUGGAGGACCCAAUAUUGCCUCUGAGAUUUACAACAAUGAAUAUGCUAAUGCUCGGAUAUGUGGAGCUGACAAGUGGAGAAAGCCCUUGGCCAAAUUUUUAAGGCAGCCCCACUUUAUAGUGUGGGACAAUGGUGACCUUGUUACUCAUGAAGUUAUGGGUGGCUUAAAGAAUGUCUAUGCCAUUGGAGCUGGAAUGGUAGCAGCAUUAACCAACGAGAGCGCCACAAGCAAAUCAGUAUACUUUGCACAUUGUACAUCAGAGAUGAUUUUUAUCACUCAUCUGUUGGCAGAAGAACCAGAGAAGCUGGCAGGACCUUUGUUGGCUGACACGUAUGUAACCCUGUUGAAAGGUCGUAAUGCAUGGUAUGGGCAACAGCUGGCCAAAGGGGAGUUAAGCCUUGAAAUGGGUGAUAGCAUAAAGGGCAAGGGAAUGAUUCAGGGUGUCUCUGCUGUGAAAGCAUUUUUUGAGCUGCUAAGUCAGCCCUCUUUAAGUAUCCUACAUCCCGAUGAGAAGAAGCCCGUUGCCCCCGUUGAGCUUUGCCCUAUCUUGAAGAUGCUAUAUAGAAUUCUCAUAAUAAGGGAGUUCCCGCCACAGGCUAUUCUUCAAGCGUUAAGGGACGAGACCAUGAACGACCCUCGGGACCUUAUUGCAAUCGCACAAACCCAUGCUUUUUACAGGCCAUCCCUUCUUGGUCAGCAGCUUUGAUGUGAAUUCUCUCUCCUUUGCAUGUAAUUUUAUUAGUUCUCAAGCAUGUAGCAAGAAGCACUGGCGUUGUGGUUUUGUAUAGCAGUCUGCCGCGUGAAUAAUGUCUCAGGAGAACGCUUGGUUAUCGGAUGGUUUUUCCGAUGGUGAAUUUUGUUUUGGCAGUAAACCCAGAAUUUAAGACCUCUCACU
This is a messenger RNA of Malus domestica (apple), 2536 nucleotides long. RefSeq names its product probable glycerol-3-phosphate dehydrogenase [NAD(+)] 1, cytosolic. Lineage: Eukaryota; Viridiplantae; Streptophyta; Magnoliopsida; Rosales; Rosaceae. Gene Ontology annotation, cellular component: glycerol-3-phosphate dehydrogenase (FAD) complex; cytosol. The record is from RefSeq and is a predicted model, not a curated record. Gene Ontology annotation, biological process: glycerol-3-phosphate catabolic process; carbohydrate metabolic process. Gene Ontology annotation, molecular function: NAD binding; glycerol-3-phosphate dehydrogenase [NAD(P)+] activity.